AUGCACGUGGAUCCGAACACCAGCAUCGCGGCCCAGCGCGUGCUAGCGGCGCACAAGGCGAAGCACCUGCACGUGGAGGUCGAUUCCCCAUCUGGCGUCCCCUCGCACGGGGGGAACUCGAGCGGGGCUAUCGGGACAGGAGAGGGUCCGGAGUUCCGCGAGCCCGCGCAGCAGCAGCUUCCGCCGAUUCAGGGGCAGGCGGCUCCAGGCGAGGGGGCUACCGUUCCGCAGCCGCUACUGUCAAAGUCAGGCCGACCUGUUGUGCGGUGCCAGUGGUGCUCCCAGAUGCUCGCCGUCCCGCCAAAACUGGAGCCGAGAGACGGAGUUCAGAAACUGCGUUGUGGAAAGUGCCUCAAGAUCUCCAAGUUCUCGGUCUUCUUCCCUCCCGCGGGCGGCGUUCCUGUGCUCAUGCCCCUUUCCGCCUCUGGCCCUCUCCCCGGUCCGCCCUCUGUAGCUGUUUCGCGUGUUGCGGCCCAGAGCCAGCAACCCCUACUUGUGCAGCCACAGUUGCAGCAGCAGCAAGGACAGGCGGUGUCGGAGGAGAAGUGGUUGCAACAGCCGCCGCAAGGUGUGGCCCCGCUGCACGCUUUCCAGCAACAGCCGCAGGGCAUGAGUUCCGUGCAGCCGCAGCAAGCACGGCAGCCUUCGCCGCAGCUCAUGCCGCAGCAGCAGCAGCAGCAGCAGCAGCAGCAGCAGCAACAACAGCAUGCAGCGGUGCAGGGUUAUGGGCAGGGUGCGCUAGUGCAGCAGAUGGGCGGGUUGAGCAUGGGCGAGUCGUUCAGUCAACAGCCGUACUCUAUGGCGCCUCAGAUGCCGCAAGGGAUGAGCCAGCAGGGAGUGGUGCAGCAGGGCAUGGGGCAACAGGGCAUGGGGCAGCAAGGCAUGGGGCAGCCAGGCAUGGGGCAGCAGGGGAUGGGGCAGCAAGGCAUGGGGCAACAGAGUAUGGGGCAGGUGUAUCAGCAGCAGGCUCAUGCACCUGGGCAUAUGCACCCUCCACAACAACAACAACAACAACAACAAGCGGUAUCUCAAUACCAACAACAGAUGGUUGGGGGAGCGCAGCAGCAGUAUGCCAACUUCACACAGCCAGGCAUAACUGGGCCUGGAGGCUCAGGCCCUCCGCAGCAGCAUCAGCAGCCACUCCACCCAUACCAGCAGCAGAGCCCCAUGCAGGGUCGCAGUCACAUGGGCAAGGUAGCAUACGGGCAUCAAGCACCCAGACCUCCUCUAUCCGGGGGGAGCAUUGGGGGGCAUAUGGAGAGUGAGGAGGGCUUGCCAAGGCAAGGGUCAGGGAAACGGUUCCCCAAGCAGCCGCCACAGCCCCCCAUGGACCCACAAGCUGCCACCAGACGGUACCUCACAGGCCCAGGGAAGUCCCUGGCGGCAUCAGUAGGCUUUAGAAGCGCGUCCCUCAAUGAACACCAGAUGCAGCAGCAGCAGCACGGGGGUGCGGGGAUGGGGCCGCCUGCAGACCUGCCCUUCAGGCGCACUGCCACGGAGUACAGUGGGCCGCCCGGGCGGGCAGAUGCGAUGACGGUGGCGCCUAGAAGCUCCACGCUGGGCGGCGAGGGGCAGUACCGGCGCAAGGUGUAUGUGAACGGGCAGCCCGUGCCAGACAAGCUUGUGUUCUUGGCUGAGAGGCGGAUUGGAACAAUUGAGCCAGGCAGCUACUGGUACGACUGCCGAGCUGGCUUCUGGGGCCCUGUGGGAGGCCCUGCAUUUGGAGUCACUCCGGCGUUUAUGAGGGAGUUUGGCAUGCAGCCGAUGCAGAGUGAUUGUUCUGGAGGCAAGACUAAGGUGUUCGUAAAUGGGAGAGAGCUGCACAAGAAGGACCUUGCUACUCUGAUGAAGAGGGGUUUCCCGGACACUCCUGGUGCUCGGUACACUCUGGAUGCUGAUGGCACAGUCUGCAAUGAGGCAGGCCGACACCUCUUUGCCAUGGGAAAACUGAUGGUGGACAAGAAGAAGGCCAACAACUGUAGUCAUGGCGACCAGAUUAGCUUCUUUUGUUCUUCGUGCAAGAAAGCAGGACUGGCUAAGACCUGGGACGUCCAGAUAUGCCUGGCUUCUAGAGCGACAGUUAACCACGGCUUCCUUAGGUAUGCUGCGGCAUUUGCGAUGCGGAGUCUUGGUCAUAUUCUGAUACUGAUUCUAGUGAAGUCUUGUGCAGGGGACAAACAAGACGAAACCAGCAGGACCCCUCCGAUUAGUGCUUCACAGGAAUCAACUAGUCCUAAGCCGUCUGCGGGAUCAAAACCGAAGCUUCGGCCUUUGCUGCCAAAAGCAGACGGUAGCCUACCAGAGGCCGUCAAAGUCGCCGCUAAGGCCUGCGGAGUGCAAAAUCCGACAGUGAAACGAGUAGCAGAGGGCGUGACGUCUACCACACCCACCAGAGUUUUUGAAGUACCUGAGCUGAUCGAAAAUGACAAAGUUCUCCCAGACAUGUCCCCAGUAGUGGUGCCUAAGGGUUACAUUGAUCCGGUUAUCCCUGAAGUCUGGGGUCGGGUCCAUUCCAUUGAGUCGUUUUCGGCCGUGGACGGGCCUGCCAUUAGAUCCGUAGUCUUCGUGCAGGGAUGUCUAAGGCGCUGUGUUUUCUGUGCCAACCCAGAUACAUGGAGUGUGACAGCCAAGUGUCAACGGCUAUCAUCCAAAGACAUUGCUGCACGGUUGAAGAAAAACUUGGCGUAUUAUAAAGGCGGUGGUGGGGUGACUAUUUCAGGAGGAGAGCCAAUGAUGCAGCCUCACUUUUGCAGUGCUGUUUUCAAGGAGGCUCACCGACUGGGAAUAACAACAGCACUCGACACAGCAGGAUACGGCAGAGCCAAAGACUGGGCUGAAGUUCUUCCACACACUGACACUGUUCUCCUGUGCACAAAGGCCAUGAACCCUAAGCUCUAUUUUGACAUGGUACAAGUGAAGCAGCAGCUGUUUCUGGACUUCGCAAAAGCAGUGGGAGAUUAUGGCGUCCCCAUGGUCAUACGCUUUGUUCUGGUCCCAGGCAUGACUGACACAAAGGAGGAGGUGGAGGGUCUUGUUGAAUGGGCAAAGCAACAGCCAACAUUGGUUGGAAUCGAAAUGCUGCCAUAUCACAGACUAGGGGUCAACAAGUGGGAAGCAUUAGGGCUGAAGUAUCCUUUGGAUGGAAUGGUGCCAAGCCCAAAAGAAGUCGUUGAUAAUUGGCGGCGUCAUGUUGACUCAGCAGCGCGUUCCCGGCACGAUCUGUUGCUGGUUCCAGCUCGUGCCUCCCACGUACUACGAGCAGUAGUCAACGCGGACCACGAAGUAGCAGCAACGACAGCUGGUCAGAUAGAGCAGGCGUCAACCAGCAGCGAACGAGUUGAGAAGGAUGGCCAAUUAGCAGCGUCUGUCCCCUCGCCCGACGAUGGCGUCAUACCGUCAACUCACCACACAUUUGAAGUUGUUCGCGUGACGGAGGAUCCGCAACUCUGGGCAGCAGCGGCUCUCAGAGCAGAAGCUUUAUGCGAGACGGAACCCCAUGUGAGGUUCGUGGACAGCUUCAAGAAACGGUUCACUGAGCAGGAAUUCCACUCAAUGAAACGGCGCAUCAACGGGACUACAGCGCAAUCGAUCCGCUGCGUCUGCCUUGCUGCUGUGCAGACCCAACCAGAAUACAGCAUCAACCAGCUUUCUUUGCAUCAGCGUUCUCCUUCUGCCAGUCCCACUAUUCACACGAAGGACUCCUUGAUAGCAGCUGCUGAAUCAGCACAAUCAGGCAACGAUGCAGCAGCUCUGGAGCACAGGUUGGACGAGGCAGAAGCGGAGAGAGAAACCGUCGAAAUGCCAAAUGGAAGGCAUGGAGCGGAAUUAGCAGCUGCAAAUGCAGCAGGAGGGGUUGCAGGCAGAGGGGUUGUUUCAAGGCAGAAAGUAACUGAGAUGGAGAGAGUGAUGGGUACUCUUGACAUCAGCUUAAGACGACUGGGGUCUAGUGAGAUCUUUCCAGGGGUCGAGCGCCCUCGCGAGUCCUCCAACUUCUUGGUAUCCCUGCCUUCCUCCGCCCUCACUGCUCUCUACACCACGGCCAACGGCCUGCAAGCUGCUGUGAGCGACAUUCAGUCUGCUGUCGUUGACAUUGGAUCUGCUGUGAACGGCAUCCAGUCGGCUGUGAAUGACAUUGGAUCCGCUGCAAACAGCAUCCAGUCGGCUGUGAAUGGUAUUGGGUCGGCUGCAAACAGCAUCAGCAUCCAGUCAGCCGUGAACGGUAUCGGGUCGGCUGUGAAUGGUAUCGGGUCAGCUGUGAAUGGCAUUCAAGCUGAAAUUCGCCGGUACCCUUCCACACUGCCUACCUCUGCCUCCUCUCUCCUCAACAACGCCAUCUCUGACCUCCAGGAUGCAUGGCAGGCAGUGGCGCAGGAGAGUGACGAGAGAGCUCACCAGUUUACUGGCUUAGUGGUAGCUGAAGCCAUCCUUCCGCAGAAAAAUGAGAUGAGCCGGUCGCAGCAGGCAGUCCAGCAGAAGCAGCCGAGUGAAACGAGGGAGCACCAAUUACAUGAGCAAAAACAAGAAGCCCCAAUGGCGGGACAGCAACUACAAAAGCAGAUGCAGCAGCAGCAGCAGCAGCAGCAUGAAUUGCCAGGGCAAGUGGCGUUGGAGCAACCAUACUAUGCGUACAUAUCAAAUGUGUGCGUUUCAAACAAAUUCAGGCGACAAGGGAUUGCUGCAGCUCUCAUGCGUGCUGCAGCUGACAUUGCAGCAGAAUGGGGUGCUGAAGAGGUAUAUGUCCACGUGCAUGCGUCAAACACAGCAGCGCAUCAUCUCUACCACCAGCUGGGCUAUCAACUUCUUGAAACCCCAGCAGCGCCCAGUGCCCACAUCUUCCCCGUGUGGAAGCCAUCAGGAAACCAUCGGUUUCCGAGCAACGCCCACGAAAAACCAAGCAGCUUCGUCCAUCCAGUCUGGGCUGCUUCAUUCAGGCACGGAAUUUGGCUUUGUCGUAUUUCUGUGACAGGCUUCUGGCUCAACUCUGGCUUUCUGAUCUUCGCUUGCUUGCAUCUUGUUCUUGCGUUUCUUGUCGCCGCACCUUCCAUGGCGGAUAUAUUUGAGGAGGAGGAGGAGGCGCUGACGGCAGACGAGUACGAAGAGAGAGUCGAGGAAGCGUUCGCGGUGCUCGGUGCGGAUGAUCCCGACAAGUGCACAUACGACAUGGGCUACCGUAAGCGACAGGCUCUCUAUUCCUGCCUUACGUGCGUUCCUCCGCCCAAAAUUCAAACUCCUUCCAAGGAAACUGAAGAAAGCGGUGGAGGAACUGGAGGAAGCAGUCGUGAGGAUCCACGAGGAAUAUUGCCUGAUGAUUGGAAGCCGGCUGGAAUUUGCACUUCAUGCUCACUGAAGUGUCAUGAUGGGCAUGAGCUUGUGGAGCUCUAUACGAAGCGUCGGUUCCGGUGUGACUGUGGCACAUCCAAGUUUCACGGGUCGGUUGUUCCUUCAUGCCAGCUGAAACCUGACAAAGAUCCUUUGAACGAGCGCAACGAGUACAACCAGAAUUACGCGGGUGUAUACUGCAACUGUCGAAGGCCGUAUCCUGAUCCAGAGGCUGAAGCCCAAGACGGAGAAACGGACAUGAUACAGUGUGUUGUGUGCGAAGAUUGGUUCCAUGAGCAUCAUCUGGGCCUUGAGCCCGGGUUUGAGGCUCCUGAGGAAUUUUCGAACUUGAUUUGUGACCACUGCGCCUCCUUGACGUGCCGUUUCUUGAAGUUGUAUCCUCACCUCCUGCUAGCUCCAGAGCGUGCUGGUGACGUUUCUUCAUGUGGGAAUGAAAACGAAAUCAAAGUGGUGAGCAAAGAGGAAGCGGAUGCCAAUGGGGACGAAGCAAGUAUCGAAGUUCCAGACAUCAAAGUAUGCAAUGAAGCAGUAGCCGCUCAUGGACAUCAUGCUGAGGAUGUGGAUGCUGUCAAACCUCAGCAGUCUUGCUCAUCUCAUGAAGGCCCUCUUGAUGUACGUCCUGGUCGGGAAACAAUGGUCGCAGACAGUGAAGCAGACUGCAAGCUAGCCUCUAUUCUGAGGGGGCGAACUUUAAGCUCUUUUUUCAAAAGAAAAACUGCGGGUGACUCAACAAGCACUGCGAAGGUUGAACACUUGCCAACGGGUCCGAAUGUCACUGAUGGUUCUGUAGAGGCAACUAGUGGAGUUGCAGACGCCGAUGCUGGACUCGGCUCAGAUGAUUCCGAAGUCGGCCCUCUUUUUCUAACAGUUGGGUGGAGGGCCUCCAUCUGCAACUGCCAAGAUUGCACCAGGUUCUACAAGGAGCAAGGGGUGGACUUCCUAGUUGAUGUCGAGGAUACUGUCGAAUUUUAUGAGGAAGAAGCAAAGAAGAAACGGCAACAGAAGGAGGAGGAAGCUAGUGUACAGGUUGAAGCUCAGUUUCAGAGCAUGGACCGGGUUGCUCAGUUGGAAAUCAUUCAUGGCCUGAACAGCUUCAAGUCCGACUUUCAGAAGUUUUUGACAAAAUUUGCAGGUACAGACCAUGUGGUUACUGCACAAGAUGUCAAGCAAUUUUCCGAGGAGCAGAAAGCAAAGCGCGUGCGUCAUUCAUGA
Messenger RNA from Closterium sp. Yama58-4, 6552 nucleotides. NCBI's taxonomy places the organism in Eukaryota, Viridiplantae, Streptophyta, Zygnematophyceae, Desmidiales, Closteriaceae. The record is from the annotation of a GenBank genome assembly.